Molecule: messenger RNA, 384 nt
Organism: Puccinia triticina
Lineage: Eukaryota; Fungi; Basidiomycota; Pucciniomycetes; Pucciniales; Pucciniaceae
Exons: 3
Coding region: 1-384 (127 amino acids)
Biological process (GO): very long-chain fatty acid catabolic process; fatty acid beta-oxidation; long-chain fatty acid import into peroxisome
Cellular component (GO): peroxisomal membrane
Molecular function (GO): long-chain fatty acid transmembrane transporter activity
Source: RefSeq, a predicted model, not a curated record
AUGGCCGCCCGCGGCGUAUCCAACGACGACCUCCUCCGCAUCCUUGCCAUCGUCAACUUGGACACCAUUGUCCAGCGCAAGGGCGGCUGGGACGUCGUCCGGGAAUGGCGAGAUGCGCUCGGCGGCGGCGAUAAGCAGCGGCUCGCCAUCUGCAGACUCUACUACCAUUCCCACAAGGCGUUGGAGCAGAAGCUGUUGGAGGUGCCCAAGCUGGUGGCCCGGCUGGAGCAGCUCAAGGAGACCCGGCUCAAGAACCUCAAGGGCCCGGUUCUUUCACCUGCUCAAGAAGAUUCAAUCAGGAGAGCCUUCAACGCGGUUCAAGAUGGCAAAAACGUUAUUAUCCACAUGUACAAAAAAUUCCUAACCGGCUGUUUGUGUCCAUAG